GUAAAGAGGACACCCCCACGCUUAAUUAAUGUGAUCAACUGUUUAUUAAAAUCAAUCCCUUUGUUUCAUCUUUCAUCUCCCACAGCAACAACUUGCAAUUCUCUUCUUCCUUCCACCAUGGUUCAGAGGAAAGCACCAGACAAGCCAAAAGCUCCAAUUGAACACAAGGAGAGCCAUGGCAGACUAGACAGACAAUUCUCUUCUCAUCUGCAACAAGAUACAAGAGCCAGGAGUGGAGCUGAUCACAAGAAAAAGCUCAUGAAGGUAAAAUCCAUUAAAGUUUCUGAUUUGGAUAGCUUCGAAGGCAGGAAGACCUCUUCUAUUCCAAUCAGAAACUACAUGAAAUCGACCAGCAGUUCAGAUGCAAGGAAAGAGAAGUUGCAGGUAACGGUCAAUUCUCCUGUUGGUAAUUAUAAGAAGAAAAGUACUCCAAGAAGCUCGAAGAAAUCGAAUGCCUCUUCUGUUGGUUUUUCUUCUCCUAGAGCUGUGAAGGCACUGAGUAGACAGUCCAGUCUGAAACCAGUGAAAUCUUCAAUGAAGAAGUGCUCGGUGGUCGCUUUGUGUGCCAAGAAGAAUGUGAACAGGGCCACCUGCUCAUCAACUUUGAAAGAUUCGAAGUUUCCUUCAGCUUUAGAGCUCAAUCAUGGCGCAACUGAAGCCGAGGGAACUUCGAAGAUAAGAGUCUGCCCUUAUACUUAUUGCUCCCUUAACGGUCAUAUUCAUGAGCCUUUGCCUCCUCUCAAGUGCUUCAUUUCUGCAAGGAGGAAGCUGCUCAAGACCCAGAGAAGUUUGAAAGUGAAGGGGCUGCUUUCAUUUAAAACUAGUCUGUUACAGAAGGAAAGGAAGAUGAUUGAUGAUGAGCUAGAAGAUGAAAUAAGUAAGAAUCCAUCUGAUUUAUUUGUUGAGAUUAUUACCAUGCCUCAAGAAGAAACCGUAGGGGAGUACAACUACGAUGAAAUUAGCAUCAUAGAUGAGAAAUAUCAUGAACAGUGUAUGCCUCAGUUUAAGGAAUAUUCAGAUAUGAGCUUUGAUCAGAACAGUGAAUUUUCACAAGAUGAAAUGGAUGAUGUCAUGAUGAACUUCCUUGAAUAUGUGGAGCUUGAUCAUGGCAGAACAACAGCUAAGAAAGACUAUGAGGAAGAUGGUGAAAUCAGGAAGCCCGAAAUCAAAACUAUUGAUAUGAAUUGGGAAGAAGAAAUAUGUUCCUUUCCUGAUAACACCCAGAUGUCAGAAUGCCCUGAUGAACAGUUUUCUGCAGAUGAUGAUUCAGAAAGUGAGGAGCGGAAUUCACAAGUGUUUGAGAAGGAAGAUUCCAACAUCCCUGAGUUCAAUUCUCAAUCUAUCGACGAUGAUGUUCAGAAGCUUUCAUCAAAGACAACUAAUUGCCAAUCAGAUGAUAUCAUAUUGGAAGAUGAAGCUAAAAAUCCAGAGAGAGAGCUGCAGGAGGAUUCAAAAGGAACAGAUAGAAAUAUAUUGAAUGUUUCUGCAAUAGAUUACAAUGAAAUUGAUGGUGCUUUAAGCUCAAGAUGGAGUAUCACAAAAAAGAAAACAACUGAGGAAUUUGAGCAAGUUAAGGAAUUCAACCCACGGCCGCCGAAUUUUCUCCCUUUAGAGCCUGAUCCAGAAGCAGAAAAAGUAGAUCUUAGGCACCAAACAAUGGAUGGGAGAAGGAAUUCAGAGGAAUGGAUGAUAGAUUAUGCUCUUCAACAGGCUGUAACAAGGUUAGGUCCUGCUAGGAAGAAGAAGGUAGCACUGCUCGUCGAAGCCUUUGAAACCGUGGUUCCAUUGCCUAUGUGUGAAAAACCUCUGAGCCAUGGCACAACAACCUUCAAUCACCUGAGUUUUGUUCAAGCAUGCAAUUAGCACUCUCAGGGUUAACUGUUACAUAGAGCAAUUAUGCACUGAUUGAGUGAGAUUUAGGUGAUAGAAAUCUUUAAUAGUGGGGAUAAAGAAAGAAUCCCUGGGCCAAGAAUGUAGUACUGAUAUUUAAUAGCGUGUUCUUUAUCUGCAUGAACAAUUCUAUUCUGCUUGUAAAAAAAAGGUUUGUAUGGUGACUUUAUAGAUGAUAUGAACUAUUUAAACUACAUCUGCUUAUAUGUA
Messenger RNA from Dendrobium catenatum, 2100 nucleotides. RefSeq names its product calmodulin binding protein PICBP. The transcript has 2 exons. Lineage: Eukaryota; Viridiplantae; Streptophyta; Magnoliopsida; Asparagales; Orchidaceae. Bases 118 to 1863 code for a protein of 581 amino acids. The record is from RefSeq and is a predicted model, not a curated record. Gene Ontology annotation, molecular function: calmodulin binding.